Molecule: messenger RNA, 414 nt
Organism: Striga hermonthica
Lineage: Eukaryota; Viridiplantae; Streptophyta; Magnoliopsida; Lamiales; Orobanchaceae
Source: the annotation of a GenBank genome assembly
AUGGACGGAUCUUCCAGUUCACCAAGAGGCAAAGGCAUGCUGGAAAGGGAGGAGAAGAAGGACGAGACCCGGUACCGGGGCGUGAGGCGGCGGCCAUGGGGGCGGUACGCGGCCGAGAUACGUGAUCCCACCCGGCCCGGAGCCCGGCUGUGGCUAGGCACAUUCGACACGGCCGAAGAGGCUGCCCGGGCCUACGAUGAGGUGGCCUUCAAUCUCAAGGGCCAUCUAGCGAUUCUGAAUUUCCCGAACGAGUACUACUCUCGGCUUCCGGUCCCUCACUACCCAUCCACGUUGUGUCCUCUUCCGGGGACUUCUUCGGGGUCGUCGCACAAUAAGAUUGAGUUCGAGUACCUGGACAACAGCCUGCUAGAGGAGAUGCUCGAGUCCACGGAAAAGAAGAAGAAAAAUAAAUGA